AUGGCGUCCGGGCUCGCAAACAAGCUCGAGGCGACCACUCUCGGCGACUCGUCAUCAUCAGCAGCAGAUUGGAAAGCGGGGCUUACCGCGCCGGCAAAAGAUGCUAGACAACAAACAGAAGAUGUCACGGCCACGAAGGGCCUAGAAUUUGAGGAAUUCUAUCUCAAGCGAGAGCUGUUGAUGGGUAUCUACGAGGCGGGGUUUGAGAAGCCAUCACCCAUCCAGGAAGAGACUAUUCCGGUUGCGCUUUCCGGGCGAGACGUACUUGCACGAGCAAAGAACGGCACUGGAAAGACAGCAGCUUUCGUCAUACCCACACUUGAGCGUAUCAAUCCGAAAUCCGACAAAAUACAGGCGCUUCUUUUGGUGCCGACCCGAGAAUUGGCAUUGCAGACUUCGCAAGUUUGCAAGACUCUUGGAAAGCAUCUUGGAGUCAACGUAAUGGUCACAACUGGAGGCAGUAGUCUCCGCGACGACAUCAUUCGUCUCAACGACCCAGUGCACAUUGUUGUGGGAACACCUGGACGUAUUCUAGAUUUGGCCGGCAAGGGAGUGGCCGAUCUAUCCGAGGCAAAGACGUUUGUCAUGGACGAAGCAGACAAGCUCUUGUCUCCGGAAUUCACGGUCACGAUCGAGGAGCUGCUGAAGUUCCACCCAAAGGACAGACAGGUAAUGCUGUUCUCGGCCACCUUCCCAGUAGUGGUCAAAGACUUCAAGGAUAAGCAUAUGAACGACCCGCAUGAGAUCAAUCUCAUGGAUGAGCUCACUCUUCGCGGUAUCACGCAAUACUAUGCCUUCGUCGAAGAGAAACAAAAGGUUCACUGCCUUAACACUCUCUUCAGCCGUCUACAAAUCAACCAAUCCAUCAUUUUCUGCAACAGCACAACGCGAGUGGAGCUUUUGGCGAAGAAGAUCACCGAGCUGGGCUACUCGUGCUUCUACUCUCAUGCCAAGAUGUUGCAACAGCAUCGCAAUCGAGUGUUCCAUGACUUCCGCAACGGUGCAAUGCGCAACCUGGUCUGCUCAGACCUGCUCACUCGUGGUAUCGAUAUCCAGGCAGUCAACGUCGUCAUCAACUUUGACUUUCCUAAGAAUGCCGAGACCUACCUCCACCGCAUCGGCCGUUCUGGUCGUUUUGGUCACCUUGGUCUGGCCAUCAAUUUGAUCAAUUGGGAGGACAGGUUCAACCUCUAUCGCAUCGAACAGGAGCUUGGCACCGAGAUCCAGCCAAUUCCACCUUCGAUCGACAAGAGCCUCUAUGUAUGCGACAACCCCGAGAGCAUUCCUCGACCCAUCAACACAGCCCCUCAGAGACAAACUCAGCAGCCACAACAGCAGGGUGGCAGGCAGCAAGGUAAUGGACAGGACUUGCAGAAUCCUGCCAACCGCACCGGAGGUUACCGUGGAGGCAGAGGCGGUGGUCACGGCCGAGGCCGUGGAGGACCACGCAACGAGCAGCACGGCCAGAACGGUUACCAGGGACAGAGACACCAAGGUGGGUAUCAACAGCGGCCCAACCAGAUGGCGCCAGCUGGCCCGCCAGCAGCUCAGGUCUAG
Molecule: messenger RNA, 1557 nt
Organism: Lecanosticta acicola
Lineage: Eukaryota; Fungi; Ascomycota; Dothideomycetes; Mycosphaerellales; Mycosphaerellaceae
Source: the annotation of a GenBank genome assembly